Molecule: messenger RNA, 234 nt
Organism: Acanthoscelides obtectus
Lineage: Eukaryota; Metazoa; Arthropoda; Insecta; Coleoptera; Chrysomelidae
Source: the annotation of a GenBank genome assembly
AUGCAUUCUAAAUGCUUUGAAACUGCAGCAAAAUUGUUCGUUAUUGAGCGUAAGUCUUGGAAGUGCAGGAGCUGCACAACCAAACUCAAACCACCUUUGGCCUUCCCUGUCUCGGAUCUUGCAGUAGUCCAGCUGGAAGUUGACCAUUUGAAGCGUGAAAUCGACCUGUUAAGUAACCUGAAUGGAGAAUUGAAAUCUAAUAAUGAUUUAUUGAAAGAAAAGAUUCAUCCAUGA